Molecule: messenger RNA, 3135 nt
Organism: Symbiodinium sp. CCMP2456
Lineage: Eukaryota; Dinophyceae; Suessiales; Symbiodiniaceae
Source: the annotation of a GenBank genome assembly
AUGGUCCAGCUGGACACCAGAUCCGAGACGCGGCGCUGGCUCUUGCUGCUAGGUGCUGCAGUGACCUUCGUGGUGUUUGCCCCUCGCGGGCUGCUGGUCGGGCUGACGGUGCUAGCCUUGCUUGGAGCACGCGUCCCACAGCGGCUGCUGCAGAGACUGAGCCGGGUGAAGGAGUCGCUGAGCCCGCGGUCCUCUGAGCAAGAAGCCGCUUCGCCGCGGACGCCUUUGGCAACUGCAGAUGGGGAUUGGGGGCCCGCGCUGGUAUUGGUCUUCGAGGCAAAGAACUCUUUGACUGGCAUCCAGCAGCUGCGCAUCCGACCAGGGGAUGGUGCAAGAUCCUGGUCCUUGGAGGACCUCCCCCUCUCAGAUCAUCCUGCACACUCUCCAGCCUUCUUGCCGGAGGCUGUUGCAGAUGCGCUUGAGCGGAUGACAUGGAAGCCGGCGCAGCAGCUGCCGUGCAGUGAGAUGCUGAAGAGGCUUACUGAUGCCGGUUUGGAAUAUCGCCUCGGCGCCUCUUCUGGUGGCGAUUACAUCUUCUGCAGCGUCCGCCUCCCUGAGGCCACCGUGAAGGCGAAUCUCAGCUUCUAUCACUUGUACUUGGAGCUCCAUCCGGAUCGCUCCAGGACAUAUGCUGCAGAGCUGGGCAUGCCUUUGGCGGUGUGCACGCGGGGUGGAGCGUUCCCCGAAGCACGCCAAUCCACAGAGUCCUUCGACUCGCGUGCAGCCGAGGCAGACUUCGCAGUGCACGAAGGGUUGCCAGACGACAUCUGGGAGGACUUGCAUGUGCGCUUCUAUCCCAACAUUCCCAGCCGGGUGUUUCGACAUGUGCCCCUGGUGCAUGGCAAGGACGGAGUUGCCUCACAGCCGUGCUCGCCUGCCAACGAGGUCAAUUUGCCUACGCUGCUACUGCCUUCAGAGCGACUACGCCUGCUGUUGAGCCUGGUGGCCGACGACAUGCCAGGUGCGACUGGCGAGAUGGGAGCGGGAUUCAAGCUCGACCAGUGGAAGCGGCCAAAGCUGUGCAAUUGCCUGCUCCGGACUUGUCGCAACUUCGGUGCACGACGCUACGCGGCGACCACUGCAGAUUUGAUGGACAAUCUCCGCCAGGUGCCUUCAGCCUUCUCGCACUACUUUCUCAUGCAGGACCCCCGGGACGGCGCGUUCUCGGGGCUCCGCUUCAAGUUCGGCUUGCCGAGCUCGCCUCUGUUUCGGAGCGGCCUGCUCUCCGGUGUUGUCGACAAGAGCCUUCCCAGUCUGCUGCAGCACUUCUUCGGCCAGCAAAUCGGCUUCUACUUUGCCUUUCUGCAGCACCUCUUCAGUUACGGUUUCGCUUUGACCGUCUUGCUGGCUCCGCUGCUGGCAGUCUACAGCGUGGACUGGGCGCAGCACGUCGUGCAUGCGGUGAACACGCAGGAGAAGUUGAAGCCUUUCCUACUGGUCGACGAAUUUGCAGCCGAGUUGGACUCGGAGGCAGCCAAGAGGCGCUGGCCUUUGUGGUCUCUGAUGGUCGGGCUGACGACCACAAUAUGGGGUCAAUGUGUCAUCGAGUCGUGGCACCGGCAGGAGCAGCGCUACGCCCUCCGCUGGGGAUCCUGGAAGGCGCUUCAGACCCAUCGAGCGCCAAGACCAGCUUUUCGUGGGCGGCUGGCGCUGAGCCGGGUGGAUGGCCGGUUGGUGCAGCUUCAUCACGACAGGAGGCUGUUUCAAGCGCGUGUUAUCGCCGUGAAUCUCUGCUUUCUGGCACUCUGGGUCAUGGUCUUCCUGAGCUUCUACAUCAUCCGCACAAGCCACGUCCAGGUUGCAACCGAGAACUACGCCUCCAUGGGAGCGAUGUUCUCUGUUGUAAGUGUGCUGCUGUAUCACCUGUUCCGUGUUGUCGCCCACAUCCUGACAGACGCGGAGAACCACCGAGAGGAGGAUUCUUGGGAGACGUCGAUCCUGAUGAAGAAGUGGGCGCUGACGGUGAUUGUCCAAUGUUCCGCGACCAUGCAUUUGCUCUUCAUCCGGCCCUGGCUUUGGCCGUGUGCAUAUGGCAGUCCCGACAUCCGGCAUCGCCUCGGCAUCGAGAGCUGCGCCUUUUGGGACAAGGAUUGUUGUGAUGUCGAGCUCCACAGUGGCGGACAGGUCCUCCUGAGCUUCGCGCAGCUGCGAAGGGAAGCGGUGGUGCGACACGCCAGGCAAUUCGUGGCUGGGUGGCUCGUCUCCAAGAUUUUCACCCACAACCUGCUGAAAUGGAUAGUCCCUCGACUGUUCGGCUUCCUUUGCAACAGAGGUCUGUAUCCACUGCUGGCAGUGGACUUUGCUGAGGAUGUGCUGACGGACCUCGCCAUGUCAGACACUGAGCUGGGCCGCCGUAGAGUCGGUCGCAGUCGGUUGCGGCGCUGCUUGGCAUCGCUUUGUGCACGGCGCGCUCCUCUCUUGAAGAGGUGGCAGCGUAGUGCCACGGAUUUGCCAGGCGAUGCAGGACCCUCCAACUUGCCGAAAGAACUUACUGCAGCCUGCGAGUGCCAGCUGGACAAGCAGGAGCCAUGGGACGUGCUGGACACAGCGACGGACCUCUCUGUUCACUUUUUGGUGACGUCUUUGACAACUGUGAUCUACCCGUUUGCGCCACUUUUGUUCUUGGCGCAUCUGGUGGUGGAGUUCCAAGUGGAUUUGUUUCAGCUUUUGGACCGCCGGCAGCCGAAACCUCGCUUCGCGAAGGGUCUCCCGCGGGCCUGGCUUUCAAUUUUCCAGUCCUAUGUGUACAUUGGUGCGUUGUCGAACCUGGCAAUUGUGACCUGGAGAACCACUCUAGUAGAGGAUUGGCUCGGCCGUGAACCCGGAGUGCAUGUCGCGUUUUUCAGCACGGCCAUGCUUCUGCUAGUCUUUGUGCUGGGGAUGGUGCAUUUGGUCACCCCGGCUACUCCGACCGACGUCAUCGAGCACCUUCAGCGCGAGCGGGAGGUCUCCAAGAUUCCGCAAGAGCAUGACAUCCGAGAUGCUUCUUGCGUGACGUCGAGGCGUUCUUCAUUGGCCAUGCGUCGAACCGCGAGGGCGCAGAGGGACAAAAUCAGCGCAUGGUCCAGGGCAGUAGUCGCAAUGAAGAGCGUGGUGCUCGUGGAAGCUGCUUGCAACAGACGGCGAUCAGAAUAG